This is a messenger RNA of Porites lobata, 17224 nucleotides long. The record is from the annotation of a GenBank genome assembly. Lineage: Eukaryota; Metazoa; Cnidaria; Anthozoa; Scleractinia; Poritidae.
AUGGCGCAGCAUCAAGACCUUAAAAGAAAAGGAGGUGCUGAUCCUGAUCAUCAGAUGUCAAGAAAUCAUGCCCCUCCUCCUCUAAGUAUUGAAGUGCCUAAAAUGAGUGAUCUUCCAAACAAGUUAAACCCUUGGAGUGACAUCCAUCUUCCUGUUGACAUUCUUUUGUUGACAGUAGAAGACUGCGAGUUUUUAGCUUGUUAUACUUUCUUGAAAAAUUCUUUUAAAAGUUAUCACCAGACCCUGGGAUACGUGUACUUUGGGACCAUGGGUGAAAGUGGAGAAGAGACGCUGAAAGUUGCUUUAAUGAGAUGUGAUAAAGGUUCUUCAGGUCCAGGUGCCUCUCAAAUUGUUAUUAAAAAUGCAGUGAUGCAACUGAGACCCAAGGCUGCUUUUUCCGUUGGCAGCUGCAAGGGUGUAAACCCAGUAAACACCAAGCUAGGAGAUGUAGUGGUGUCCUCUAAGCUUUCAACUGAAGAAUUCACAACUCCAGUAAGAAGAAAUAUUGGCAAACUUAACUUGUUUUCAGCUGAAGGCUGGAAUCUACCAUUAAAAGAUCCAGAUGAAGAAACAGCAGUAAAGGUACACCAUGACAGUGACAUAUUCAGUGGUAGUCAAUUCGUCACUGAACAACAUUGUAUGUCUCAAUCGCAUGUGAUUGCAGUUGAAAGGGAAGGGGAAGGUAAGAUUAUGUCCAUAUUACUAUAAUCAUAACAAUACAGUACCUAAUAUUGCCAAUCAUGUUUGACUAUGGGACUGCAUGGUGACAGUGUGAUUAGGUUAUUGUGGGGUGUAGUUAUUAUUAUAUUAUUAUUUUGCCAGGAGCAUAAAUUAUUAUUAAGCAUAAAAGAUUGUAAAUUACAGUCACUACACUGCAGAGAAAAAUUCUGAGCUAAUUUGGCUGUGCUAUAGAUUCUUGUUCACAGUGGAUUGUAAGGAUCACUGUCUGUUUUUUCUUUCCACUUUCAGGACUGUUUGCUGCAGCCCAUGAUAUGAACAUUGAAUGGGGGAUUGUUAAAGGGAUAUCACAUUUUUCUGAUGAUAGCAACACCUCUGAUGAGUCCUGGAAGUCAUUUGCUUCUGUCAUGGCAGCUUCUGUUGUGUCUAACAUGUUAAAUGAUCCUGUUGUUUUUAAAGAAUGGCCUCACUAUGAAGGUAUGUCACAUCCCUGAUCUCGUGAUUGAUUAUUAAUAGCGAUGAAUUUUCUGUUUAGUUAUUUUUGUGUAAACUGCUUCAAUAUUAUCCUUGGUUCAAAUUUUUCUCUCUGUUUCAAACUCAAAUCAUACAAUUAAUAUUAAAAUACCAAAAUAAUAGCAAAGGCCGAAAGAAAAACUUGUUUUAGGGGCUUUUCAAAUUCAUAAUACUUUUCUUCUAUUCAGACUUGACAGCAAAGAAUCAGCCAGAGACAACCACAAAGCCAGACAAACACCUGUACUAUCCUGUCAAUAAAAUUACACUAUAUCCAGGAGCAUUUCCAGAUUAGGGCAUGUUCAAACACAAAAUGGCAAAAUGACUUUCCUAAACAGUAAAAGCAAAUGACUCCCAGUUUUUUUGUCGUGUCCAGUUGUUAUUUCUUUGCCUUCUAUGAACCAGCAAUACUCUGCUCAGCAUGCAAAGCCUCACUAAUCUUGUUGUUGUCACUUUCUGUUUGUGACUUAAUUAUCGCAGUCACGUGAUCUUUCUUGUUCCAAGGGUCUCUCCUCUUCCCAGGGGCUUCUCGGUUUUCAAAAAUGGUGUCAGUUUCUUUCCCCCAGGGGGGGUACUCAAACAAUAAGUGAGUAAUAAUAGUUUUGUAAGAAGUGAGCUGCUGAGGGUUUGAAACCUGACCCAGUUUAGGACAAAAAAAACCUUUAAUACAUGCCCUGUUUAGGACAACACCCAGCCUCACUUUUAUUACUUAAUUUAUUGUUUAUGACAAUUUUUAUUAAAGGACAAAAUGCACGCUGUCUUGUUUUUAAGCCAUUUAUUAGCAACUUCAAUUAAGCAAAUUCACAUUAGAGUUAUUGCUUUUGUAUACUUCGAGUGCAAACAAAGUUCAUCAAGCAAAUCAGAUCAAUCGUGCAGGCAUUAAUACCCUGUCCAUAAUUAGGACAGACUCACACAAAAUUAUUUACCCGUUUUAAUUUGUACUUGUAGAACUGUUAGCAAUUUUUUUUGACUUUGGACUUUUUACUCCUUCAUCUUCACAUACGUUUCCCUACGGACGAGCUAUUUUUGGCGUUUGAUGAUGAGGUUGCAUGCGCACGUACAUCACGCAAGCUCUGUGUGACCACAAUCUCGUCACCAGAGCCUUCAAAUCAGAUUAUGGCUGCGCAAAAAUCGCUGUGCAGUAGUGUGGAGUGCACGUGACAACUCCACCUAAAGAAUUAUAGUAGGGAGGAUUACAAGUAAAAGAAAAAUUUGUAUUAUUUCUGAAUCAUUUUAGUCAUUUUGCUAUUUCGUCAUUUUGUUAUUUUGCCAUUUCGUCACUUCGGCAUUUUGUGUUUUAAACACGCCCUUCUAGAUUAAAUGAUUGAUGAAUUAACACUGGUUUCAGUAGAAAUAACACUAAUCUUUCAAUAUUAUACAGGGCUUCUGAUAUUUCGCGGAAAAAAAGCAAAAUUUCGCGGGAUUUUCAGGGGCAAAUUCGCGGAAAAAUCGGCCGAUUUCGCGGGAUUUUCGCGGGAAAAAAGUCAAAAUUCGCGGAACAAUCGGCCGAUUUCAGGCGAUUUUCGCGGGAGAAAAGUCAAAAUUCGCAGGAAAAUCGGCCCAUUUCGAGGGAUUUUAGCGGAAAAGAGUCAAUUUUCGAAGGAUUUUCAGGGGCAAAUAAUUUCCUAAGAAUUUCUGAGGAAAAUCGGCCGAUUUCACGAGAAAUUUCGGGGGGAAACUUCGCCAAGAAACAAUCAGUAAAAAAUCGCCGAUUUCGCUGGGGUUUUUUUUGGCAAAUUUCGCUAAAAUCGAUCAAUUUUGCGUCGAUAUGACCAGCGUUGGUGAACGUUUUUUUUUAACACGGAUAAUCAUUUACUCUUUCAACAACAGUUCGCUCGAGAAAUAAGCGCAUGUUAAAGCUAUCAACAUUAUGGUUAGUGCCCAGUUUUUCGCAACGUUCAUCUAAAAACGCCUGGUAGUUUUGGGACGUUGUUUACUCGUUGCAGUGAUGAAGUUUCAAGCUAAAUUUGGACGUUUGGGGUGAAUAAAACCGUUCUAAUAGCCAAGAUAAGUAUUAAAUAUGUUUUGCCGACAUAUGUUUGGAAAUACUUCUGGCGGAUUUCGCGCGUUUUUUGGGGAAUUUCGCGGGAUUUCGCGGAAAUACCUGAAUUUCGCGGGUCCGCGACCGCGCGAAAUAUCAGAAGCCCUGAAUAUAGUUGUUUUUCGCAUCUAGAGCACAGUUUUCUCAUAUUAUUGUGAGAGAUGUCUUUACCAAGAGAGCAGUCUAUUUUUGCCUGGCGUUUUAUAACCCCUUUUUCUUUCCUGGAAAUUUUGCUGAAAAUGCUGUUGGAAGCUCAUUUUUUAAUCCAUUUUCUGAUCCCUAUCUGGCCAAAAAGAUAGGCCAAAAUUUUCUAAAAUGCUGUAAGUCCAACACUACGCUGCCUUUUGUUCCUUAUGCUAAAAUAAAAUUAAUGUAAGUGUUGUUUUAAAAAGUGACACAACCACCUCAACUUUCUGUUGUUGCUUUCUCUCCUCCCUACUUCUAUCACUUUCCCUGCCCCAUUUUUGCCUUAUUUUGGGGAUUUACUAGGCUUCUUUUAGGUGAGACAUGUUUUUGGGAAAACAUUUAGCACCGUCAAAUUAUUUUGAAGGAAGAGCAGAUGGGAAAUGAAACUUCUUGAAAACAUUCUUGUCUUUGUUUCAGCUGUGUUUGAAUUAUUUCAAUAAUUUAGGAACUGUCUAAGGAAAUCCACAAAAUUGAAAAUGAUGUUGUGGUAUAGUCUCAGUCUAUCUAUCCACCCACCCACCCACCCAUCUACAGCUAGCUCUGACCUGCUCACCAUAUGAGUUACCCAUAGCUCAGUGGUUAGAGCAUCCUACAGGUUUCUGGAAGGUUGUGGGUUUGAUUCCAGUUAAGGUUUUGGAUUUUUUUUUCUGAGCAUUUCUUUGUUGUACCUAAUAUUUAUUUUUGGCAAUCAUUCAUCCACGUGAUGUUUUCUGUUAUUAAUUUCUGUAAAUUGACUCUGCCUCUCCUGGUAAGGGUUGCUAAUCAAGUGAAUCAACUACUAUUAAUUAUUGAAAAAAAUCUUCUUGGAAUUGACAAACGAUCCUUGUUAACAGGUGCUGAUGCUGUAUGCCUUGAGGAGUGCCAGAAACAGCUGCGAUCACUUUAUGAAACCAGUAGCAAAGUCAAAAUCAUUCCAUGGGACCAGAACUCUGCUGUUGAUAUUGAUGAGAUCUACACAGACUUGUCUUGGGUCAAGGAUCACAGGACACCAAGAGGAGAAACACAAGUGAAACUUAACCACUACACUGAGAUUUUUGGCAGGCAAGGCCGUCGUCGUGCGCCUAAGCGAAUUUUGGUUUAUGGACAGCCAGGUAAGUGAGUGAAUUGAGUAAGAAUUGUCUUAAGUUAAUUAACUGGAGAAUAAGUAUUCUCUGCCCUCGCCCACUUUUAUUACUUUGCGUUCCCAACCAAAACCGCCAUGCAAUGCAGGCCAGCAAAAAACAAGAACACAGGAACCCAUUGUUCUACUUGUAUAAUUAAUCCAGCAAUUUAUCAGCUGGUGAUGUGCAGGUUUCUUGAGUUUUUUGCUGACAUUAUGUACAUUCCAAGUGGGGUAAUUUUUUACCAUGCUGUCAAACCCAAUGAAAAGUUUUGUUUGUUGCUGUUGUAAAUAAAUAUUAUUUAAAGUUUAAACAAAGUUUUUUUGUUAACCAGUCUGAUAAUAAACAAUGUAUUUAAUUGACUUUAGAGCAAUCAGAACAUACACUGUAGACUCCAGUUAAUGUUGUGAUAAUGGUAAUAAUAUUGUGACUUAAUUAAUCUGAAAUUCAAGUUUAUUAAAUGUAUGCUAAAAGGAUAAACUAAAAAAAAAUCUUCCAAGGAUAAAAUUGUACCGCAACCUUCACAAUAGACUAAUGGUCACUGGCAGUUUGGCCCAGUUGGUUGAAAGCCAUAGUGCAAACCUGGGAUUAAAUUUUAACCUGGGUUUCUUUUUCUUUUUAACAAAAGCAUUUUCUUGGAUAAUUUUCUCUUUAUUUUUAGAGUAUCUAAUCAUCAAAUUGUAGACAAAAAGGAUUAAACUGAAUUUGCUUUUCAAGCUUAAUUGAUUUCUGAAUUCAAGUUUCACACUAACCCUGGGUUAUCUUAACCCAGCUUUGAGCAACCUGGCCCUUAUAAUAGUAAUAAUAAUAAUAAUAAUAAUAAUAACAACAACAACAACAACAACAAAUAAUAAUGAUAAUAACUUUAUUUUAGUGUCAAUGUAUUAAGCUUAACAGUUAGCUAAUUGCAGACACUUUCCUAAGUGCUGGCACUAAUCUAUUACAUGAUUUUUAAAAAUAGUUUGUGUAUGAACGAUUCAGUUCCAUUGUCUUUAUAAUGAAUUAUUUUGAAUAUGUAAAUGAGAUACCAUUAUCGAUGAAUGUAACUUUUGCCUUUAAUCAAAGCCAAAAAUUCCAAAAUGCCUUCUUUGAGGCAGGAAGCGAAACUUCUUUUUGGCAUAACUUUAGAGGCAAAUGCCACCCAUAUGUUGUUCACUCUGCAUUAGUUUAAAAAGUUUAAACAUAAAUAUUCCGUAAAAAAUAAAAUAAAAUAAAAUAAAUAAAUUAUCCUAAAUUUUUAUGACAAUUAUAAAUUCACAUUUCAAUAUUUUACAUUCCACUUCACGUGACUUCACAUGAUAAAAGUAAACCAAUGUUUUGAAGACGUAUUGACAGUUUGUUGUUAUUGUCACCUAGGAAUCGGCAAGACUGUUUUCACGAAGAAAGCAGCUUUUGACUGGUCCCAGCAGAGAUAUUCAGAAACAUUAGGAGAAUUUGAUCUUGUCCUUCUGGUGAGAUUACGUGACGUUAGUAAUCUCCAAGAUGUUCCGUCCAUUCUGAGGGCUUCUGAAGUGCUGGAUAGUAAUGGUGCAAUUUCCGUACACAACCUGUAUGAUUACGUUUGUCGCCAUCAAGAAGAAGUCUUGCUUAUCUUGGACGGCUACGAUGAGUAUGUGUACAGUUCAAAAAACGAGUCGCCUGUCUUCAAAAUCUGGAAAAAAGGCCAGUUAAGAGAUUGUUGUGUUGUAAUCACUUCAAGGGAAAUGAAAGCUGAGACGUUGAGAAAUUUUAGUGAUGCUCAAUUCAAGAUUGACGGCUUUAAUUAUCAGCACAAAGAAGAGUUUGCUCGUAUAUUUUUGAAAGAUGAUGAAGAUGUUAAAGAUUUUUUUGAAUACUUGGAGGAGCACGACCUAAGCGAACUGGCACAAAUUCCACUUUUACUGUUGAUGUUGUGCUUACUCUGGGCAAAAACAAAACGCGAAGAACUACCAAAGGAACGCGCACACAUCAUCGCCCAGUUUGUUAACACCUUGUUUGAUCACAUGUGUGAAAAACAGUCUGCUGAAGAAUCGGUUUCUGCCAAAGAUUACUCAGAUGAAUUAUACGCAUUAGGACGCUUGGCCUUUGAAGCCCUUUUGCAAGGCCAGCUUUAUUUCCCUGUUAGUCAGUUACCUGCUGGCUACAGUUCUAUCGAGAGGCUGAUUGAAGUCGGCCUUUUUCAAGUUUUAAAUAUGGCGAGUUUGAAUCCUGAAAAAGGCGUGUACUUUAUUCACAAAUCCGUACAGGAAUACCUGGCUGGGAAUUUCCUGAAAGAAGAGCUGACAUCUAAAAAGGCUGAAAGUACAAAUUCCCUCUCAAAGUUAGACUCAGUUGAAAAGAUCCGAGAGAUGAUUGAGGUUUUAAAAUUUGCUGUUCAGUUGUCAGAAGAAGCCGCGCGUGAGAUUGUGAUUCAUCUUGGAAUGAAGAGCGGACUGAAAGAGUUCAAAUUCAACAACGAAACACCGUCACAUUGGGACUUGUCAGAAGAACAAGAAGAUUUUAUUUAUCUUUGUAAUGAGUACUUUUUCGACUUCUCAGCUGAGACAAGAAAAAACCUCUUUCCUACAUUUCUUUCUUCUUUAGGAGGAAUUCUUGUAAUUAGUUCGGGGAAGCUAAAUGUUAUCGUAGAGGAAAAAUUAGUUCAAACUACCGAAACACCCAACUGCAUUUUUUUUAGGGAAAACCUGUAUUUAGACGAUUAUGAACACCAUGAUGACGAUUAUACAGAGCAGGACUAUAGUAAUUUAAUCAUUUUAACACAACAAUUAAACGCAGUUAUUGUUAGCUGUGCAGGAGAAAAGAAAGCAUCAGAAUUUUUAAGCAACUUAACAUGGCGUAGGAUUGAUGAAUUUUUUCUACAGAAAGAAGAAAACAACACUCACCUUUAUUUUAUAGCUGAUAUUGUUAAACGUAAACUUUGUAGAGGCAUAGAUUUUGAUAGUGGAGAUGAAGAUAUAAUUAAUUGUGAUAUAAUUAAGGCGCUUAUUAGUAAACAAGAGACAACAAAGAAGACAAACAUGAAUGGUGAUGAGUCAAGUGAAGAGAGCAGCAGCAGCUGUUGUUCAAAGCGUCAUGGUCUCUCCAGGGUUGGGUGGAUUGAUGCACGGUUGGUGAACAGUUCAGAAGUGGAACAGCUGAUUGAGAUAAUGCCGUUUAUCACCGCUCCACACUGGAUAGAUGUUUGGGGUGAACCCCGUGAAGUGUACGAUGCUGAGGUAACAGAGUCUCUGCUGAGGAGCAUCCAAGUAACACACAAACUAAAGAGAUUAACACUCUGGCGUAUCAAUGUAACAUCAUCACCUGCUGUGGAGUUUAUCAACACGUUAUUUCAAAAAGCACCAAACUUGGAGGAGCUCAUCAUGUCAUACAAUCCUCUUCUGGGUGCAGGAGUAGACAGCUUGAUUAAACAUCUCAGCUGCGCUCCUCACCUGAAGUAUCUGGUGCUUGAAGGAGUGAAGAUGACUCCACAGCAGGUGAUGGAUCUGACAACAGCUGUACAGCAGCACCGCAACAUCACUUAUCUGGAGUCAUCCUACCACGUAAGUUUUCCAGUUUUUAUCGCAAUUUGUUUCUUUAUUCUUUGUUUACAGUUUAUUUCGCUACUCAGCUCAUGCCUUUCGCCAUUUUCCUUUCUUUGUCAUUUUUAUACUCGACAAAACACGAGAUUUACUUUUGAAAACAAAUCACAAACUUUAGCAGAUUCAAAGUAUCAUUUCAAAUUCAUUCCUUUCAAUUGAUUAAACUAAAUCCAAAAAAUGUUUUAACCGAGAACAAGUAAAUUAAUCUGAAGGCGUUUUCACUGUGCAAAAUAAUGGAUCAGCGAGCAGAUAUGAAAUUUCUCUUUGAGUCUGGUUCAACUCGGUAUCAGCUCACUUAACAAACUUGUGAUAUAUGUAUUAACACAAAAAUUCCAUAGUAUUAAUUUCUCAAUCAAUUUUAAUUCGUUACUUUUAUAAAAUGAUGAAUAACAAGCAUAAAAUCAAAAAGUGUUCUGUUCAUGUUCGACAAUUCAAACAAACUAAAUUUGCAAAAAUCAAGAGAAAAAAAGUGAACCACUUACAGUUUCACUUUUAUCGCUAAGGUUUCGUAAAAUCAGCAAAACUCAAGUAAAGUUUCUUUGAGAGUCCAGAAAACGAAGAAGUCUUUUUAGAGCUGUCCUUUUGUUUGAAUGUCCCUUGCGUUUCGGUAAAUGCUUGUCGUCCCGUAAAUAACCUCACUGUAGCGUAGGUUUUUGAGACAGCGUUCCACAAAAAAUAUAAUUCCUCUGAGACACUUUGGUUGAAAUUUAACACCAUACAUUUAAUCAUAGGUAAAGCACUCCUCUAUGGUACUAGCUGUCUAUUUUUGUCGGUUACUUGUUUUCCAGUUUUACGACGAACACAACAAAUCCUGCGUCACUUCGCGUCUUGUAUGAAUGAGUUGAAGUUCAUAAAUGUAGUUUCCUUUAGCAUGUACAAAUCCUUUGACAAAUUCCUGAGUACUUGAGGCGAGUUUUUCUCUUAACUGGCAUUUUACGGUGUUUUCUGAUUCUUUUUGUGUCCAUCGUGAGUAUUUUUGCGUGAAACUGUCAUUCAAAGUGACGUGAGAGAAGACUAGUGACGUGGCGACAGCUGAUUGGUUAUAUAACUACCCACGUGGUAGAAUUUUCCCGCCUUUCGUUUGGCAGCGCAGCAAGCGUUUCUUUAGACGAGACGCAGGUUUUUCACUGCCUCCCCUCCCCACCCCCACUAAGGAAAAACUGAUCUCUAAGAAUUUUAUUAGAGCAAGAAAUCAUGAUAGAAUUAUGAUGUCUCGAUCAGACAUAAUAUUUCUAUUAAUAGAAGAAAGGGCUCCAUGGGUUCAAUAAUUCGCACAUUUUAAGAGUAUAUUAUUUGAUUUUGCUGUUUUGAAAGUCUUGCAUGCAAAUUUUAGGGGUUGAAAAGUAGAAUGUGGUCUUUAAGCUGCGAGCAUCUUUAGAGGUGUGUCCAAGAAGUCAGAUGCAUUUUUUGGUUGGUUUUGUCGUUUUCCCCUCUUUUUCGUAUUUUAAACUCCUUUUUUCAACAGAACUUUAGUUCGUGAGGCCCUUGCUUUUUCUGUAUGUAGGUAAUUUCUAAUCACUAUUAAACGGCACAAAAAUUCGGAGAUUUGGGGUUGACAAGGAAAAAUCAGGAACGUCUUACGCAGCAACCUAAAGGCUGCUUUACACUAGCGACGGAGUCGGAGUUGGAGUCGUAAGAUCGUUUAUGACCUAGUGAAAAUAAAAAAUCGGAGUCAUAAGCGGAGUAACCGGAGAUCAGGCUCUCUUUUCGUUUCGCUUUUGAAAAUUACAUUCGUGCGGGCAAGGCGAUUUUUUUAGCGGUAGCCGUUAGAGAGAAUGCAUGAAAACCGCUAAAAUUGGGCCUGAUCUCAGGUUAUAAGAGGCGUGAUAAGCCCGCCGAAAUCGGAGUCAGAAGAAUUAGAACGUUUCCAUUUCUUCCGACUCCGCUUACGUUCCGCUUAUGAUCUAGUGAAAACCAGAUUGUCGGAGUCGGAAGCAGAAGCAGAAGGAUAAACCAAUCCCGAUGCACGUUCUCACGCUUUGUGAUUGGUUUGGUUCUUCCGCUUCUGCUUCCGACUCUGACAAUCUGGUUUUCACUGCAUCAAAAGCGGAACUUAAGCAGAAUCGGAACCCUGUUUUCAGUAGAUCAUAAGCUCUACGCUUUUGAUUACGACUCCGACUCCGACUCUGUCGCUAGUGAAAAGCAGCAUUAAUUUUGAGACACUCACAAGAAAGUUUUUUUAGCGCAGCGGUACUCGCAAGACCAUUCAGGACGAAAUUACUGUUUAGGGCAUGCGGAUUUUAAGACUUUGAACUAAAUAAGGCCUCGGAACGGAUUGCAAAAUGAUCGAAAUCUCUUGUUUAGUCCUAAAUAUAACUAAAUUAAAGAAGAAAAGCGUCAUUGUCGCAAGCCGAAAUAUAAUAUAUAGUACUACUUUGACUAUGUGCUGUAGAAAUGACCUCUUUUCGGAGUGAAAUCAGCUUGAGCUUUACUGAGAUUGGUCUUUUUAAGUCCCAAGAGUGAUCAACAUGAAUUUUGUCUUAACAAUAUCAAAACAUUAUCAAAAGAAAAGGUUAGGAGAAGAAAUAAACUGAUGAACAAAAGAGGAGUACUUUGAUCUUUUAUCAAAUUUCCCAACAAAUUCUAUAAGGCAAUGUAUGAACACUAGUGUGGAGAAUUUGUAUUUUUAUAUUGGGGCCUAAAGGGUCAAGGGUAAAAUUCUAGUUGUCCCAUGAGCAUUCACGUCCCCAUCACAUAGUAGUUAACCCCUGGGGUUAUUUUUACCCUUUCGUUGCUUAUCACUUAAAGAAAGGUUUUAAAAUCUAGACUACACUUUCGAUCUUUUAAACGUUGCUUUAAAAGUUGAAUUGUGCUAGUGUUAUUUUUUGAUUUGUUGUAGGAUCGUGAAGGGAACGCCGAGCCUGAACAUAAAUGGCCAUCAGAAGAAGAUUGGAAAGAGUGGUACCCCAGUCUCUUUUCUCACUCAUCAAGUGAAUCACAGCCGCAAAGGCAACAGGUUGGUCAUCAACUUUGGCAAAAGAAAAUCGAGUAUAAUAUUCCUUGAGUUCUGUUAUUUCUUGGGGAAAAAAGCUGAAAAAAAAAACAUUCCGUUUAAAAACGUGUGGUUUUUCUUCAGCUUUUCAGGGGUUCACUUAUUAUAAACUGAAACUGAAGGAACAGGAAAUAUGUUUUGUAUCAUAGUAGUUUCAGGCUGUUUUUUUUUCUAGUCGCGAUUUAAUAAAAACUGAGUCAAAUCAAAACAGUGCAGUUGAAUAUAAGUCUUACUAACACUAACAAGUUAUUUCUGCGGUCUUAGGCUCUUACUUCACUUCUUAAAAGAAGUGAGCAAAGUCAUACCGAAACCGACGGUUCUCUUGCAACGAUGGUUGGCUUUUAAUUGUGGAAGUUACUGUCCGAACAAUAUUGCAACGGACUGCAAUCCGUUUCGGAAAUACCUCUGGUUUUGGAAACGACCUGAAGUUUUCUUCAGACGUUUUUUACCGUUCGGGAAGUCGAUUUAAUCGUGCACUUUGAAAAGACUUGCUGAUUUUCGUACGUGAAGUUUAUACAAGCAGGGAGAAAAUGUGGAUCUUUGAGAUGUUUAUUGACUUGCAAAUUUCACCGCUAUCGCUGUAGUAGAGCAUUUUUACGCAUUUUAAGCAAACAUGGAGCUUGAGGCUUGGAUCAAACCAGUCAACAGUGCACUGAGGUUCUGUGUUUGUAUAGUGUUGUUUUCAUUUCUAACAGAAGAGUUUUUAUAGCUCAAUCAUGUUAUUGUCUCAUCAACUCCUAUCCUGUUUCAGGCGUUCAGAUAGUGGAAAGUGCCACUCUCCACUAUCUGAAAGCCUGGAACAGGCUCUGAUCAACUCUUGUUUUCUUUUACCACUCGCACAGAUUCCGGCAGAGACUCGCCUCAGUAUUCACGACUCACCAUUCCCCGCUGACGAUCAAGACACCGUGGGAAGAACAUUCUCAGCGUCUCCUGAUCCCACCGGUAAGGUUUCUUGUCCUCCAGCCCCCCCAUUUGCUCUCCAGUUCCCUGCCUUCCCAAUCACAGAUGUAACAAAACCUGUUGGCAAUUAAUGCCCUGAGCACUACUAGGAAGUUGUACAUAAGUUCGUUGCGCUCAAAGUCACUUUUGGUUUGUGAGAUUGCCUUCUUUUUAAUAACUGCGGUGUAGACUUGCAACAAGUUGCUCUUUUCACAUCCCGGUGGUAAUAUAGGUGAAAGAAAUCGGACUUAUACGAUUAUGUUUAUUCAUUAGUCUGUUUAUAGACCAAAAAGGUAUUCUACGUGUUACUACCCGGCAUGAGUAUUUAACGGACCAGGCCUUUAAUACAGAAACGAAAAGCAUGUUAAUAGUUAGAACAGUCACUGAGGAAGUUUAAGGUGAUUCCCUGGUUUUGCACUGCGCAUCUCUUACUGCGCAUAACAAGAUGGCCUCCGUAAAAAAGAGCAUGUGAAGUAACAUUAUUAAAAUGAAGUUGACCGAAGAGAAACGCUAUUGCAAUUUUUGCUUGCGGUUGUUUCUUGCAGAGGUAAGACUCAAUGUGGUGGGAAUGUGCAUAACGUAAGCAGUACGCGUGUUGCUGAGUUCGACUUCCUCACGGAGAACCUCGAUAGUGGAUGUUUAAUUUGUGCUUACUCACUUUGAUUUUCAUUUAAACGCUUUCUUUAUUACAUUGUGUCCUAAAUGUGAUAUCUCGAUGUAAAUUCUGUAAAAACGGAUUUUUUAAUACUUUCUUCCCCCUUUCGCAUACAUUCAAUUUUGACCUCGCCGCAGUCCUCUCUCAAAAAUCAAGGAAAAUGCAUUUGGUGCGCACUUUCUGCAGCUCUACCGCAAAAACGAGUACGGUGACCCCCAUUUUUAUUUCAUGAUUUUAAUAAGGACAGUGCUUCCUUUCGGUGAGAAAAAAAUUGUCACAAAUCUAUGUUCAGUUUUUUGGCAAUGUUACUAAAUUGUAUGGAUUGAGCUAUCACGUGUCGAAUAGCGCGUGUCCAAUUUAAUUCUACUUUGGAGCAUUAAGUAAAAACAAGGGCAUGAAAAGGCAUUUUUCUGGUACGUAAGUGGAUAAACAAUACAUUAAAGUCAAAUUCUGUGCGAUACCACAUGCAUCAUUGAAAAAAUCGUACCUUUUUGUCUAGUUUUGGGCUGCGCGCGGCUUUUGUCAAAGGGUCCAAAAUAGCCGUAUUUGUCAGCAUUGUGACGUCAAAACGAGCACGGUGACCCCCACUUUUUAUUACCUUUUUAUCAUCUUCUUGACUCGUUACAUUAGUGUACUAAGUUUCAUCUACAGUCUAUGUUAGGUUCUUUUACUAGGGAAUCACCUUAAAAGGAAAAGAUCCUCUUUCUCCUGUUUCGAUGUAGACAUUUUCCGGUGUUACCUAAAGUGAGCGAUGUUUGCACUAAUGAUCAUUUAAACUUAGGUAGUAAAACAAGGGGGCAUAACAUUAAGAAAGAAUAAAUAUUCUAGAAGUCUAAAUAUCAGUCUGAAAUCGAUGGUUUCCUUUAUACGUUAUGUGACGUGGGAUCCUUAUUUCUUCCUUUAGCUGAUCCAAUGUUAGCAGGGCCGUCCAUUCCUACUCGUGGGAUGCUAAUUUCUACCUUCUUUUCCCUUAACAGUUGAACCGAUGUUAACAGAGGCAUCUAUUCCUACAGCGCAUGGAUCCAGCCACGGUCUGGUACCUCACGUUCAGUAUUCAGCGCUUUACACCUCACCAGAUAUCCACACCCAUCAUCACAGUGCCACAUCCACCAUCUUUACACCUGGAGGUUCCUUGGCUACCGAUUCGUAUCUCAUCAGUGGCCCUGGUCCUUCUACAGUCACACAGGAAGAGCCCAUUGAUAAGGUAAUGAGGCCGGAAAAGAGCGAUGGGCCGAAUUCACAUAGCUGUUCUUGUUUAUUAGUUUGAAACAGUUUUAAGGAUUAUUGAGAACGACUUUAUGGAUCAGUCGUUUACUCAAUUACAAAGUUGUUGAUAGGAAUGUUAUUGAGCAUUGCUAGCCCCAAGAGUGUCAGAGCUCAAGGUGGUACCUAUAUUUUCGUGGUCGGAAGGUUUUGAGGACUUUGGUCAGUAUUCAUCCUUCCUGGGAUGCCUGUGUGGAUCAGACGCCUCAAACCUGAUGUUUGGAGCGCCAUUCACCCUCGCUGGGCUCUAACAAUGUAAGACACCUGGAGGACACUAACACCCGUAAUGAAGAUUAAAAGAACAAAAAUGCCAUUGAUUAAUAGAAAGCAAGUUGGAUGACAUUAAAAAAAAAUUAACAAACAAAGAUGAAACGGGGUUGGUCGAGAGGGGUCGGUUUGACUGACAUGUUUCUCUUUAGAAAGAGGCGUACCUUUUUGGUUUGGCCAAAUCUUGAAAAAAUGGUAUUUUGCUGUAUUAACCACGGUAUAAAAGUUUUGAACUGACUUUUCUGCGUGGUGAACCGUAUGUUUUUCUUUGUUUACUCCAUAGGAGAUGUGGCCACAGACUGAGAUUCAAGAUUUGCUCCAGCUGGAACGCUUGUCCCUUAAAGAGGUAAUGAGGCCGGGUAACGAUUAGUCCUUUCAAAGGCACUGUUUUACAGCUGUUUCGGAUAACACGCGACCUGCGUUGUCAAAAAGGUUUCAGGAUUUUGGGUUUUUCUUUGAUGUCAAAAACGUUUCAGGAUUUUGGGUUUUUCUGCAAUGUCAAUCAAAUCGUUACCGUAGCAUCCACUGUAUUGGUCAAAUAAAGGUGGCAAUAACGAAGUAAAUGUUGGCGGGAACGUACCGAUUCGUUUUCACUCUCCCAUAUCUGUGUUUCCUCUGGAUUUGGACGCUCUAUACGAACAAUCUAAACUUGCCAUGUUUCAGUAUAACGAAGAUUAAAAAGACUUAGGGUGCGUUCGAUUGGGAAAUCCGGAUUUAGAUUUUCAGAAUCUAAAUCCGGAUUUCCCAAUCGAACGCGAAAUCCGAAAACGGAUUUCACCUCCGAGAAAUCCGUUCUCAGGGUGGAUUUCAAUUAAGAAAUCCAAAUCUGCAUUUCAGGGAUUUCCUUUUUACCGUUCGAUUGGGAAAUCCGAAAAAGGAUUUGCAAAACUAUCCUCGUGAACAGUGGUCUUCUUUUUGCUAAGUAUGCGUGCGCGUGCAAGACCGCUGUUCUUAAGGACAGUUUUUCAAAUCCUUUUUCGGAUUUCCCAAUCCAACGGUAAAAAUGAAAAUCCAAAAACAGAUCUCUCAGCGUUGAAAUCCGUUUUCGGAUUUCGCGUUCGAUUGCAAAUCCGAAAUUUGGAUUUUAAAAUCUAUAUCCAGAUUUCCCAAUCGAAUGCACCCUUAGAGCUAAGGUAAAACUUACUCCGCUUUUCAAAAACACACGACCUAACUCUGAAUUUUAAAAGCAACGAACCUCGAAAUACACAAAACGGAUCAAAAUCCAAUAAUCACAAAUCACAAACCAUGACCUUUGGUUUCCUAAGAGGUCCGCUACAUGUAAGGGUAAAAUUCUAAUUGUCCAAUGAGCAUCCACGCCGCCUUCACAUAGUACGGUUAUUUUUACCCUUAAAUUGCACAUCACUGAAACAAAGGUUUUAAGAUGAGUACACUGUCGAUUUUUUAGACGAUGCUUUCAAAGGGGAAUUGUGUUAAUUGUUAUUUUGUGAUUUGUCGUGGUAUGAUUACGGGAACACCAGGCCAGAUCAUAUAUGGCCGUCAGAAGACUAUUGGAAAAGGCGGUUCCCCACUCUCUUUUCUCACUCAUCAAAUGAAUCACUGCCGCAAAAGCAACAGGUUGGUCAUCAACAUUUGCUAAAGAAAAUCGAGUGUAACAUUUCCUGAGUUUGGUAUUUACUGCUCGAAUAAUCCGUUUCCGAAGUAUCUGUGGUUUAGGAAACGACCUGAAAUUUACUUACGUUUAUCACCUUUCAGGAAGUUGUUUGAAUCUUUUUUAAGUACACUUUGAAAAAGUCGCUGAGGAGACCUUUGUGAUAUUUAGUGACAUAAAAAUGUCAACGUUCUCGCUGUACUGACUAGAGCCUUGUUACGCAUUUAAAGCAAACAUGGAGCUUGAGGCUUGGAACUGACCAGUCAACAGAAGACUGGUUCAGCGACUGACGUUCUGUCUUUGUAAAAGGGUUUCUUUUUGUUCAACUGGCACACUGGGUGCUGGUCUCUUCUCUGCAGUUUUCCAAUCAUUCUACUGUAACUAAACUCUAUAUACUAGUAAGAUGGACACUACACUGAACCAGACAAUUGGAGUUGGUAUCCAUCUUAGAGAGAGUUAGGGUGACCUGAUUAUUUUUUAGAUUAUACACCUAGCUGAGUGAUCUUAAUACUGUCAAAUAACUGUUAGCAGGAGAUCACACGUUUAGUUUGGUUCCGCGGUACUGAUUUGGAAUAUUCCGUCUUUGGUCCCUUUUUCAGAGGGACACUCGCCCAAGUGCUAAGGACGUGCCGUCACACAAUCCUGGAACCGCAGGACCAGUUCCAGUACCUCUCCAUUCUGCUGGAAACCGUAGGAGAGCCCCACUGCAGGCACCCCAGCCGCAAAGUGCACGUCCACGUGAUCCGCAUCUUGGUGGUCCAAUGUCUUCAGUCACGUUCCUGCCAGUACCUCCCAGAAACCGCACGAGAUCCCCACUGCAGGCACCGCAGCCGCAAAGUACAAGUCCACGUGAUCCGCAUCUUGGAGGUCCUAUGUCUUCAGUCACGCACCUGCCAGUACCUCCCAGAAACCGCAAGAAAGCCCCACUGCAGGCACCGCAGCCGCAAAGUACAAGUCCACGUGAUCCGCAUCUUGGAGGUCCUAUGUCUUCAGUCACGCACCUGACAGUAACUCCCAGAAACCGCACGAGAUCCCCACUGCAGGCACCGCAGCCGCAAAGUACAAGUCCACGUGAUCCGCAUCUUGGAGGUCCUAUGUCUUCAGUCACGCACCUGCCAGUGACUCCCAGAAACCGCACGAGAGCCCCACCUCAGGCACCGCAGCCGCAAAGUGAUCCGCAUCUUGGAGGUCCUAUGUCUUCAGUCACGCACCUGCCAGUACCUCCCAGAAACCGCAAGAAAGCCCCACUGCAGGCACCGCAGCCGCAAAGUACAAGUCCAAAUAUAAGCCCCUCCAAAUAUAAGCCCCCCCAAACUCGUAGCGCAAAAAACCCUCCGUUAAAUUGCCCCUCCAAAUAUAAGCCCCCCGGGGGGCUUGUACUUGGAAAUGUCCCUCGAAUGCAAAGUCAAACAAAGCAAAAAUGGUAA